CAUUUCUAUUUCUUCUUUGACCACAACAACAUAACAAGAAAAUCUCCUCUUCGAUUAUGUAGCUUUUUCUUUCGGUCUGAUCCCAAAUUUUCAGACCCAGUUUUGUUGAGCGGAAAAACAGAGAAAAGAAGUAGUCUUUUUGUUUUUGUUUUGGAAUUUUGUUUGUUUGUUUGUUUCGUGGGAAAAUUUUGUUUGGGGAAUUUUCUUUUUUGUUUUACUGGGGUCAAUGGUUUCGUCGGAGGUUUCGCAAGUUGGGGGAUUGGGAGAGGAGCGGGAGUGGCCGCCGGGGUUCCGGUUCCACCCGACGGAUGAGGAACUGGUCCUCUACUAUCUCAAGAGGAAGAUCUGUGGGAAGAAGCUCAAGCUCAACAUCAUCGCUGAGACUGAUGUCUACAAGCGGGACCCAGAGGAACUUCCCGCUCUGUCCAUUUUGCAAACUGGAGAUAGGCAAUGGUUCUUUUUCAACCCAAGAGAUAGGAAGUACCCUAAUGGGGCAAGGUCGAACAGAGCAACAAGGCAUGGGUACUGGAAAGCAACAGGAAAAGAUCGUACUAUAACCAGUAAUUCUCGAUCAGUUGGGGUGAAAAAGACCUUGGUCUUCUACAGGGGUCGUGCACCUAAUGGUGAACGCACUGACUGGGUGAUGCAUGAGUAUACUUUGGAUGAGGAGGAGCUCAAAAGAUGCCAGGAUGCACAGGAAUAUUAUGCGCUUUACAAGGUAUUCAAAAAAAGUGGACCUGGUCCCAAAAAUGGCGAACAAUAUGGGGCACCUUUCAGGGAAGAAGAUUGGAACCAUGACUGUCCAGAUUUUGAUAAUUCUGCCAAUCUGGAAAUUCCAGUGGAGAAAGUUGAUGAGGUUUUGCGGAAUGAUAACGUCAAAGUUGACAGUCAAGUCCCUUCUUUUACAUUUGAGGAGCUCAUGAAAGAUAUAACUGAAGAUUCUCUGCUUGACCUGGCGGAAGUCAAUGUUUAUGCUCAAACCCCAUCUCAGGUUGUCUGUAAAGAAGUGAAAAAUACCAUGGUGGACCCACCCCACAAGGAAAUUAUUUUUCAUGAACCUGUCAAUCUAUUCUCUGUCAAUGGUGUGCAGUGUAAUUUGCAGUCCAGCUUUGACUUCACACCGCCAGCUGCCGAGUUGCAAGUACCUGUGGCACCUCAGAUUGCAGCAGAUCCAAUAAUUCAUGAACAGGAGAUUUAUAUACUCCCUGAAGCGGAUUUCCUUGAAAUGGAUGAUUUGCUUGGUCCUGAACCUGCCCAAGGAACUGUGGAGGAAGCCCUGCAUAACGUUCAGGUUGAAGAGGCAGAUGGGUUAAGUGAGCUUGAUUGUUAUCAUGAUGCAGCCAUGUUUUGGAAUGACAUAGGGCCUGGUACUAACGAGAUUAUUGAUCAGUAUGAGUACUAUUUAGAUUCCAAUCCUUUUGGUCCCUGUGAGGAUGUUGAUCAGCGCUAUGUAGAAGGUGAAAGCCCAACUGUUAAUCAAAUGUUUCUGAAUGAUGCAAACCAAGUUAAUUAUCAGUUCCAGGCAGAUGGUGCACCUCAGGCACAUGAGCAAGAAGGAAGUGUCCUUACCUCAGCAGAGUUUUAUCCCGGCUCUAAUUCUGAUCAAACUUCAGUGAAUCAAAAUCAAAAUGGCAAUGACGAUAGUGGUGCCACAACUUGGUUUUCUUCUGCUAUAUGGUCCUUUGUGGAGUCAAUACCUACUAAUCCCGCAUCAGCUGCAGAGAACGCAUUGGUGAAUCAGGCUUUGGGACGAAUGCCCAGCUUUAGUAGGAUAAGAAUGAAUGUCAUGAACACAAAUACUUCUGCAGGUAGUGAUUCUGAAACCACAAAGAGCUCAUGCAGAAAAAGAGGAUUCUUCUUCUUUCCACUUCUUGUGGCUGUAAUUGCUAUUUUUUGGGUUGUUCUUGGGUCUGUGAGACUAUGGGGGACGGGUAUCACUGCAUGAAUGUGUAAAUAGGAACUUUCAUUGCAGUUCUUGAUUUUGGUAUUUAUUAAGUGGCCAGCAGAAUACAAGAAUAAAUGGUUACAGAUCUUUAUGUGAAUUUUGGUUGUAAGGGCCAACUUGUUCGUAAUUUGUUUAUAGGUAACUAAGUAUAUAACUUCAAUAUAGGUUGUUUGAGAUUUUCUAGUCAUUUUUGAAAUUAUGAACAAUGAUAAUUUUAA
Messenger RNA from Morus notabilis, 2163 nucleotides. Its product is annotated as NAC domain-containing protein 17. NCBI's taxonomy places the organism in Eukaryota, Viridiplantae, Streptophyta, Magnoliopsida, Rosales, Moraceae. The transcript has 5 exons. The record is from RefSeq and is a predicted model, not a curated record. Bases 227 to 1945 code for a protein of 572 amino acids. Gene Ontology annotation, biological process: regulation of DNA-templated transcription. Gene Ontology annotation, molecular function: DNA binding.